GCUUGACAUUGGAAGAACGCCUAGAUGGGCUGCGACAAGUCAACUUGGACGGCAUGGAAGGUCAGGCUAUCCUGGUCGAACUGGGAAUGGCGUACAGCUAUCAAGGCCAACAAGGGGGGAACACGACACAUGCCUCUAUUAUCUUGAACCAUAUUCUGGAUACGCUGGCAGACGUCCUAAAGAACGCAGAGGAGACGAUUCGCUUUCUUCCUUUGUCUGACAGUGCCUACAAGAAGUCUAAGCAGUGGAUCCGAACGGAGGCGGAUCUUUGA
Messenger RNA from Cylindrotheca closterium, 272 nucleotides. The record is from the annotation of a GenBank genome assembly. NCBI's taxonomy places the organism in Eukaryota, Bacillariophyta, Bacillariophyceae, Bacillariales, Bacillariaceae.